AUGGGCCCACUCAGUAUGAAGAGCAAAGAGUGGACGGCCGAGCAAGACUUUUUAGCUCUUACCGAGAGGCCAGGAAAGCUGAAUGAGUCCGACGUCGAGGCGGUCUACAAUCGGCUUCGGCCAGUUCUUCCAGAAGAACUGAUCGGGGAAUGGAGAGGUGGGAGCUUCGACACCGGCCACCCAACCCAUGCCUCGUUGGAAAACAUAGUGUGGUUGGGCAAAACCUUCCAUUCGACGGAAGAGGUGGACCCCGUCAUGGUUCAGAAGGAGGGAAAGCGGGUCCUCAAUGACCAGGCUGGCCAUGCUGUGCUUCGACGGGUGGAAUUUCGGGGAGUGCUCUCGACAGCCAUGAUCUACGACAACCAUCCCAUCAUCGACCAUUUCCGGCGCGUCAGCCCUGAUAUGAUUGCGGGAGCAAUGGAGAACAAGCUGCAGGAUGUCAAAGUCCAUGGAACCUAUUACUUCUAUCUGUACAAGUGA
This is a messenger RNA of Aspergillus puulaauensis, 480 nucleotides long. Its product is annotated as DUF4334 domain-containing protein. The record is from RefSeq and is a predicted model, not a curated record. Lineage: Eukaryota; Fungi; Ascomycota; Eurotiomycetes; Eurotiales; Aspergillaceae. The transcript is spliced from 3 exons. Bases 1 to 480 code for a protein of 159 amino acids.